AUGUCCGUCCAGGAGCAUAUACAACCUGGCGAGAUUUUCUCGAUUGAAAAAGGAGGGCUCGAUGAUGACGAGACCAGACUCGCUGAGAUGGGGUACAAACAAGAAUUGCGAAGAAACUUUUCGGUGAUUUCUGUGUUGGGACUUGGCUUCUCGCUUACCAACUCCUGGUGGGCAAUCACUGCUGGAAUGGCGACAGGCAUCAACUCCGAAGGCCCCAUGUUGUUCAUUUAUGGGACCAUUGGGCUUUUUGUCGCAGGCAUGGGGAUUGCGAUUUCGCUGUCAGAGCUGGUCUCUGCUUACCCAAACGCUGCAGGGCAGUCGUACUGGGUGAGCCAGUUGGCACCGGCCCGGUGGGCAAGGUCGCUGUCAUACAUCACGGGCUGGUUCAUUUGGGCUGGGUCGGUCUUUGCUUCUGCCAGCGUCGCAUUGACAGUUGGGUUCGCACUAGUUGGUUGCUAUCAGCUGAUGCACCCUGACUUUGUCAUUCAAACAUGGCACGUGUUUGUGGCGUACCAAUUGGUGAACAUCUUCGCCUUCCUCUUCAACUGCUAUGGCCGUAUGCUGCCUCUGGUUGCGACCAUAACGCUGUACACAUCGCUGGUUUCUUUCGCUGUCAUCCUGAUCACAGUCCCAGCAAAGGCACCGACACAUCAAGAUGCGAAAUUCGUGUUUGCGACAUUCAUCAACAACACCGGUUGGUCCUCGUCAGGGAUUGCAUUCAUCGUCGGAUUGAUCAACCCAAACUGGGGUUUCUCUUGCCUUGACACAGUGGUCCACAUUGCCGAGGAAUGCAACCAGCCGGAGAAACUCAUACCUAUCGGCAUUAUUGGUACGGUCGUCAUCGGCUUCAUCACCUCAUUCACGUUUUCCAUUUCGAUGUUCUUCAGCAUCGGCAAUUUCGAGGAUAUGGUGGACACGGCUACAUAUGUCCCAAUCUUGGAACUCUUCUUUCAGGCGCUCGAGAACAAAGGUGGCGCCGUUGCCCUAGAGGCACUGGUCAUUGCCACCGGUAUCGGUUGUCAAAUCGCGUGCCACACCUGGCAAUCGCGACUCUGCUGGUCAUUUGCGCGCGACAAAGGGAUACCAUUCUCAGGAUAUCUUUCCAAAGUCAACGACAAGCUAGGGAUACCUCUCAGAGCUCAUUUCGUAUGCUGUGUGAUUGUUGCCUUCCUUGGUUGUCUGUAUUUGGGAUCAUACACAGCCAUAAACAGUAUCAUUUCUGCUUGCAUUGUGCUCCCUUAUAUUUCAUACUGCAUCCCAACCGCCCUCCUCCUUCUGAAGGGAAGAGAGAACAUCCGACACGGCCCUUUCUGGCUUGGUAAAGUUGGGCUGGUGUCGAAUAUCAUCCUUUUGUGCUUCACCGUUUUCGCCAUCAUAAUGUACUCCUUCCCGACAGUGAUGCCGGUUGAAGCGGACAACAUGAACUAUGUUUCCGCCGUUUAUGGAAUCCUCAUAUUGAUCAUCACGGUGGACUGGCUCCUUCGAGCACGGCACCAAUAUCGCAACGAGGUUUGA
Molecule: messenger RNA, 1515 nt
Organism: Exophiala viscosa
Lineage: Eukaryota; Fungi; Ascomycota; Eurotiomycetes; Chaetothyriales; Herpotrichiellaceae
Product: amino acid/polyamine transporter I
Exons: 7
Coding region: 1-1515 (504 amino acids)
Biological process (GO): transmembrane transport
Cellular component (GO): membrane
Molecular function (GO): transmembrane transporter activity
Source: RefSeq, a predicted model, not a curated record